This is a messenger RNA of Dioscorea cayenensis subsp. rotundata (Guinea yam), 2615 nucleotides long. RefSeq names its product cyclic nucleotide-gated ion channel 1-like. Gene Ontology annotation, cellular component: membrane. The record is from RefSeq and is a predicted model, not a curated record. The transcript has 8 exons. NCBI's taxonomy places the organism in Eukaryota, Viridiplantae, Streptophyta, Magnoliopsida, Dioscoreales, Dioscoreaceae. Gene Ontology annotation, molecular function: monoatomic ion channel activity. Gene Ontology annotation, biological process: transmembrane transport; monoatomic ion transport. Bases 296 to 2404 code for a protein of 702 amino acids.
CAUUGACGCACUCCCGGGGGUGGACGCUCACUUCCAUCCGUCCCUCUCACUCUUUCUACGCCCCAAUCACUGCGAAGUAUCCCAGAAUCUUCAUCCUGUCUUAAAGCCGUGAUCUUUGUCCUAAUCCAAGAGCAUACCAAGCUAAAUGGAAGGAGAAAAGCUCGUGGAUGAACAGGUAAUAUCAAGCCUUUUUGAUGAUAAGAAUAUUAUAUCCUGUUUAUCAGAUGAUGUCACUAUUUGAAAGCCUCUGGUUUGUUUUUGCAUGCUUUCUACUGUAUUGAAUUGAACUGAAGUUAUGAGCCAGCAAGAGGAGAAAUUUGUGAGGUUCCAAGACUGGCAUUCAGUGAGAUCACUUAGUUCUGAGGAAACAUUUUCAGGACGAGGGAAAGGAAUAUUUGGUUCAGUUACAAAUAAGCUCCUAGGUGCAGUCAAACGGGGUUCGAAGGUGAUAAAAAAUGUUUUCCACUUCAAGUAUCAAAAUGAUUAUUCUGAGGAAGAGCUUGAACAUAAGCAAAAAGUACUUGAUCCUCAAGGGGCAUUUCUUCAGAGGUGGAAUAAGAUAUUUGUCUUGUCUUGUGUGAUUGCGGUAUCUGUGGAUCCCUUAUUCUUCUACAUCCCAGUUGUCAAUAUUAAGGGCACAUGCAUCGAUCUGGAUAAAACAUUGGCAGUCACUGCUAGUGUACUGCGCACCUUCACAGAUAUAUUUUACAUUCUUCAUAUCAUUUUCCAAUUUCGGACUGGUUUUGUUGCUCCUUCAUCUCGAGUCUUUGGGCGGGGUGUCUUAGUUAAAGAUUCUUCAAUUAUAGCCAGACGGUAUCUGUCAUCAUGUUUUCUCAUUGACAUCCUUGCCGUGCUUCCCUUGCCACAGGUGGUUAUGGUAAGCAUAAUUACUAAACCGGGGGGUUCUACUUCACUAAAUGCUAAAGGUCUUCUGAUGCUCAUCGUUGUUCUCCAAUAUGUGCCUAGGCUUGUUAGGAUCAUUCCUUUGUAUCUGGAUGUUACAAGAACAGCAGGAAUAAUUACCGAAACAGCUUGGGCUGGAGCUGCAUUCAACCUAUUGCUUUACAUGCUCGCAAGUCAUGUACUUGGAGCAUUUUGGUACUUGUUUUCGAUUGAACGAAUGUAUACAUGCUGGCGACAAGAAUGCCUUGCAAAUAAGUGCCAUACUUCUUCUUUGUACUGUUAUGGGAAAAACAAUGGAGGCAAUACAUUUAUCCUCAAUAAUUGUUCUACUGAUGAAAAAAAUAAGUUAUUUGACUUUGGAAUAUUCCGUCCUGCUCUAACAAAUGUUGUUGGGCCCAGAGACUUCUUCCCCAAGUUGUUUUAUUGCUUUUGGUGGGGGUUGCGAAACUUAAGUUCUCUUGGCCAAAAUCUUAACACGAGCACCUAUACCUGGGAGAUUUUGUUUGCUGUUUUUAUCUCAAUUUCUGGCUUGGUUUUGUUUUCACUUCUCAUAGGCAAUAUGCAGACAUAUCUGCAAUCCACCACUAGGCGAGUCGAAGAAAUGAGAGUAAAAAGGCAAGAUGCAGAACAAUGGAUGUCUCAUCGUUUGCUUCCUGAUAUUUUGCGGGAACGAAUCCGUCGGCAUGAGCAAUACAGAUGGCAAGAAACAAGAGGUGUAGAUGAACAACAGCUGGUAAUGAAUCUUCCCAAAGACCUUAGGAGGGAUAUAAAGCGCCAUCUUUGUUUUGCACUACUCAAGAGGGUUCCAAUGUUUGAGAAAAUGGACAAUCAACUAAUGGAUGCAAUGUCUGAUCGCUUGAAGCCAGUGCUGUACACUGAACAAAGCUGCAUCAUUCGCGAAGGAGACCCUGUAGAUGAGAUGCUGUUUAUAAUGCGAGGAAAGCUAGACAGCAUCACGACAAAUGGCGGAAGAACUGGUUUCUUCAAUUCAGAUUUUCUCAAGGCUGGAGAUUUCUGCGGUGAAGAGCUCCUUACUUGGGCUCUGGAUCCACAUUCAUCCUCUAGUCUCCCCAGUUCAACAAGGACAGUAAAGACAUUAACAGAGGUUGAAGCUUUUGCUCUUAUGGCCAAUGAUCUUAAGUUAGUUGCAUCCCAGUUCCGGAGGCUGCACAGCAAGCAGCUUCGCCAUACAUUCAGGUUUUAUUCUCAGCAGUGGAGGACAUGGGCUGCAUGUUUCAUACAAGCUGCAUGGCGGAGGUACACGAAAAAGAAACUCGAGGAUUCUUUGAAUGAACAUGAAAAUAGAUUGCAGGUUGCUCUGGUGAAAAGUGGUACUAGUGCACCCAGCCUCAGUGCCACCAUUUACGCGUCUCGGUUUGCAGUGAAUACCUUGCGGGCUUUGCGAAGGAAUGGAGUUCGCAAGACAAGGUUGCCAGAAAGGUUGCCUGUGAUACUGCUGCAAAAACCAGCAGAGCCUGAUUUUACUGCAGAGGAUCAUUAAUGCAGUGCUCUUUGGCUGAGAAUCAUCUGCUCUAUAUCAUCUGUUCUGGCUUAGUAUAAUAAAUUUAGCAUUGCAUCAAACAAGGUGUGUUCUUUGUGUGGUAGAAGAAUGUAGUGUAUUAACGAACAUAUACAAAUAAGAGUGUACUUGCAGCUUACUGAUUGUUGUAACUUGUUUGACAGUUUUUCUUUAAAAUAUGUUUGCUCGUGCA